This is a messenger RNA of Rhipicephalus sanguineus (brown dog tick), 1098 nucleotides long. RefSeq lists its product as uncharacterized. The record is from RefSeq and is a predicted model, not a curated record. The transcript has 5 exons. Bases 1 to 927 code for a protein of 308 amino acids. Lineage: Eukaryota; Metazoa; Arthropoda; Arachnida; Ixodida; Ixodidae.
AUGGUGCUGUUGCAGUUCCUGGUCGACGCUCCGGCGAUAACCUUCAAAUCGCGCUCGACUAUACUGAAAGAUUCUGCUGAUGCCAAGAAAGUAGUGGACAUCAAUGAGAAGGUCAAGAUCUUCAUUGAGAAACUGGAAAGGCAACACAAAACGAAGGUUGUGUGGUGGGACCUGUAUGGCAAGUCGGGAAGGCCCCUUAGCACAGCAGGAGACAACCAAAAGUACCAGGUGUGGGCCAAGGCUGAUCCAAUGCAUUACGGAGAGCGGUUGAACAGCAGCAAGAAACAAACCUCCGUAUACAUGAACAGGUUCCACAAUGGGCAGUAUUUGCAUGAUCAGAAAGUCACCUUAGAGGUAAAAAGGAGGCGCACGAAGUACGCCUCCUUUCAUUCAACAAAAUCCAUCCACAUCGGUGUCAACGUUAGGACGUCGCUUUCUCUGUCUGGAAUCUUCGAAUUCAGGGCUGGCGUCGACUUCAGCUACGACCUAACGACUGGCGAAAGUCACAUGGAAAAGGAAGAAGUGGAGUUUACAAUAAAAAAAGAGAUAACCAUCCCUCGUCGCACUACAGUUGAAGUAGAAUGGAUAACCACUGAACAUUAUCAGUGCUAUCCGUGGAAAUCGGACGUUCUAAUAGACGGGUGGUUCGUAAUCUGGUUCGAGAAACGAGUGCACAACCACCAUCUCUGGUUCCACCCCAUCGAUGUGAUCAAGGACCAUGACUUCGAACUGCACGAACCGUCAGGCUUGGCGUACACCGCCGAAGGAAUCGCAGAGGGCAUCACUCUGAUCACGAACGAAUUGCAAGUUCGAGAGUACCCUCUCGAGGCGAGAAGCUCGGCGUCAGUGAACAUCACUACAGAGCCGCUGACAGGGAAUGAAAUUGAGGUCAGGGUAGUCAACAGGACGUCGCAUGUGCAGCGCUAAAACUUCGCUCUGAUGCGAACCAACAUCCGCGUCGGCGACAUGUGCUCCAUAACUUUACGAGAAGAGUAAUCGAUCGAGGGACGACUUUUGUUAGUCACAGCCAUACGAAGCCGGUGCAGUAUUGCAGUAUAAAAAGAAACGAAAGUGAACGAAGAGAACAGUUUGCCGCCG